Molecule: messenger RNA, 585 nt
Organism: Sungouiella intermedia
Lineage: Eukaryota; Fungi; Ascomycota; Pichiomycetes; Serinales; Metschnikowiaceae
Source: the annotation of a GenBank genome assembly
AUGACUUUCUCCUUUGGUCGCAAAGCAGACAAGCGUUCUCUCUCUCAAAAACUCGACUCUGUGGCUCGAUAUGCUCACAAUAUGGUCGGCAAUAUCGAACAGGAAAACGACUUGGAGCUGCAGACCGUCGUUGAUACUGUGGAUUCUGGUGCAAAUUUGGGAAUGGAAUGUCAACCACCUGAACUUCAAGGGCCAUCAGUUCAAAAGUCAACAGAGAAGCCGAAAAACCUAUCGCCGCAAUUUCCCACAGUUCAAAGACCUAAUGUUCCUCCAAUUCAAAUACAGCUGUCGUCAUAUACAGAAUUGACACCGUUGGCCACUUCUUUCGGUGAGGGAAGCUUCCGUUCUACACCUCAACAGCCCAGUCAACUUUCCCAGAUCAUUCAAUGUUUCAUUUGUGCUGGUAGCCCCGCUGCCUUGAUUCAAAUGGUCUUAUCCAGCCGGUGGAAAGCCGCCUUGGCUAUCGCUUUGAUAGGAGGGCUCAUAUUUAGUCUGUACCAAAACCCUGAUCUCUUUCUUCGAGUUCUGUGUUGGCUCGAAAUGUUGAUAUUCUCAGAAGACAGGCUCAAUAUAUGUGAAAUAUAG